Molecule: messenger RNA, 2555 nt
Organism: Fundulus heteroclitus (mummichog)
Lineage: Eukaryota; Metazoa; Chordata; Actinopteri; Cyprinodontiformes; Fundulidae
Gene: afg1la
Product: AFG1 like ATPase a
Exons: 13
Coding region: 30-1451 (473 amino acids)
Cellular component (GO): cytoplasm; mitochondrion
Molecular function (GO): ATP binding; ATP hydrolysis activity
Source: RefSeq, a predicted model, not a curated record
AAGUUUCGCUGUCAACCUUUGACCCCAAGAUGUCGGCCUACAUGCCGCGGUCUGUGAAGAUGUCACCGUCAGCCUUGGCGGGCAUAAAGUCCGUUGUUUGCUCUAGAAAGUUUUUAAAAUCUCUGACAGAGCUCUGCCGGCGAGGUUAUUCGGUGACAGCUGGUCAGGCGGCGGCUGCGGCGGCGGAGGAGAGCGGUGUGAGCGCCGCCGGGUUCAGCGGUCCUUUGGAUCACUAUAAUGGGCUGAUCCGAGCCGGGAGCCUGCGGCAGGACGAGCACCAGGGAGCGGUGCUGCAGAAGCUGGACGAGCUGCACAGAGCGCUGAGAGGAUACUCCAACAGACCCACGUCCAUCUUCUCAAGGUUUUUCAGUAAACCGAAGCCUCCAAAAGGCUGCUACAUCUAUGGCGACGUUGGCACGGGGAAAACUAUGGUGAUGGACAUGUUUUAUUCAUAUGUGGAAACAGAAAGAAAAAAGAGGGUUCAUUUCCACGGUUUUAUGUUGGACGUGCAUAAAAGAAUCCAUCGGCUGAAACAGAGCAUGCCCAAAAGGAAAGCAGGGAAAAUGGCCAAAUCUUAUGACCCCAUCGCUCCAGUUGCCGAGGAGAUCAGCGAGGAGGCCUGUCUGCUGUGCUUUGAUGAGUUUCAGGUUACAGAUAUAGCAGACGCCAUGAUUCUAAAGCAGCUUUUUGAAAAUCUGUUUCUGAAAGGCGUGGUAGUCGUGGCGACGUCUAACCGUCCACCUCAAGAUUUGUAUAAAAAUGGACUGCAGAGAGUCAACUUUGUGCCUUUUAUUGCAGUGUUGCAGAAGCAUUGCCAAACUCUUCGCCUCGAUUCAGGGAUCGACUACCGCAAACAGAACAGACCUUCUGCUGGGAAACUUUACUUUCUCUCCAGUGAACCGGAUGCAGAGGCAACGCUGGAUAAGAUGUUCGACGAGCUGGCUUUCAAACAGAACGACAUAACGCGACCGCGACUUCUAAAUGUUCACAACCGGAAAGUGCGUCUGAACAAAGCGUGCGGGACCAUAGCAGACUGUACGUUUGAGGAGCUGUGUGACAGGCCUUUAGGGGCUAGUGACUACCUGGAAAUAUCCCGGCUGUUUGACACGCUCUUUAUCCGCAACAUUCCUCUGCUGACGCUCAACAAGAAAACUCAAGCCAGGCGGCUCAUAACGCUCGUGGACGCCCUCUACGACCAUAAGGUGCGGGUGGUGAUCCUUGCAGAACGCCCGCUGGAGGAUAUUUUUGUACAUGAUGGGGAUCACAGUCACGACGAGAGCCACAUUCUGAUGGACGACCUGGGGCUGAAAAGGGAAGAGGCCAGCAGUCUGUCCAUCUUCAGCGGGGAGGAGGAGAGGUUUGCCUUUCAAAGGACCGUUUCUCGCCUCACAGAGAUGCAGACAGAAGACUAUUGGCUGGAGGGGGACAGAAGCUUAAAAGCGAAGGUGUAACAAGUGGGAGAAGUGGGACAUGCUGGCUACUCCAUGAACUACACUCAUAUAUGCCAAAAACACUACAUUACUCCAGCACAAAGCCAGGGGGACUGUUUUAACAGUGUUUGUGCAAAUGUACAUUCUAUAUUUAUUAGUAUCUGAAAACGUUUUACCAUUUAAAUGCUAAUUUGCACUUUGACGAUAAUUUGAAGAUGAACUUUGGGGUGUUGUAUUGUUUUUAAUCCAAUUGUUAUAUAAUAAGCCAAGUUUUUAAUUUUCUGUUUGGGAAAAAGAGGAAAAUAAAACCAACAUGGACACUUUAUAGAAUACUAUACAAUACUUUACUGGAGGUUGAUGGUCCAUUUUACUCUGCUCUAAGUAUUUUGUUGAGAUGAUUAUCUUAAUUAACAUUAAAUCAAUGAAAACAGGAAUGACUUUUUGAGAUACGAGAUGAUUUUUAUUGGUGCUGCUUGGGAAAUGUUUGCUGUAGACGGAUCAGUCCAGUGUGCGUUGAUCAGCUUUGAUUUUUACUGAAGGAAAGAUAAUAUAAACGUAUCUACGCUAAAUCUCCAUUUUAUUGGUAUUUGCGAGGCGACAUACUUUAAUUUCCAUUAUUUUUAUACUAUUCAUACCCCUUCUUGACAUAUUGUCACGUUACAUCCACAGGCCUCCAUGUAGUUUACUGGGAUUCUCUAGAUAGACCAACACCAAGUAGUGCAUAUUUGUGAAGUGGAAGGAAAGGGAUACAUGGUUGACUAGUACAUUUUUAAGUCUCGCAGCAGGUUUUCUUCCAGUAACGGCCUGUAUUUACAGUAAUAUUUAUCCUUCCACCAACUCUGAACAGCUUCCCUAUUGCUCCUAAAGAAAAGUGUCCCCAUCGUCUAAUGCUGCUGCCACCAUGGUUUGAUUUUGAUUAAGGGUAAAGAAAGUUAGGUUUAUGCUAAACAGUGUUUUGCAUGAAAAAGUUCAACUUUAGGGUCAUCUGAACUGAGAACCAUUUUUACCAGUUUGUUUCCCUCACAUCGCUUGGGUCCAACUUUAUAAGGAGCUUCCUGUUUGUAGCUUUCUAAAGUUUCUUCUUGCCAUUCUUCAAUAAAGGAAAGAUUUGGGGAGCGCACAACU